Molecule: messenger RNA, 2224 nt
Organism: Trichoderma harzianum CBS 226.95
Lineage: Eukaryota; Fungi; Ascomycota; Sordariomycetes; Hypocreales; Hypocreaceae
Exons: 3
Coding region: 310-1839 (509 amino acids)
Molecular function (GO): protein binding
Source: RefSeq, a predicted model, not a curated record
GGAAUCGCACGAGCGACGACUCGAGACUUUUUGGUUGCUGCGUCUACGAAACCUCGACAUUCCGCGGAAUCGCUCGCCUGCGCACUCGACUGCAGAUCCGGCUUUGGAGCAGCAUCAUCCCCCGCAGCCUCCUCACCACACGCCCGUCGACAACUCGCAGCGCCGCGACCGUCGCGGCGGAGACGCCGUCUCGUCCUUUGGCUCCUCGGAGUCUCUCUUUUUUUCCUCGUUUCGCUGCGAGCGAAUGCUAGAUUCUUGCUUUGUUCCAUCGCUUCGGCUGGCACUUGAUUUAAAAAGCACUCCAUCACAAUGGCGACGUCACCAUCUUCGGCCUUGACGGGCGUCAUCAUCGGCCUGGCGUCUUCCUUUGGCUCCAUCGUCCUCAUCUUCCUCGUCAUCUUCAUCUUCUGGGCCUCGGGAUGCGCUGGCUCCGGUCGAAUCAUCCUCGACCGCAUCGGCCGACCGGGUGAAUACGAUGACGAACAGGCGUUUGCGAGGGAAGAGGCCGAGGCCUUGGAGAACAUGGACGACAUGUCCAGGACGGAAUACCUGAGGGCCAAAGCAUUCGUCACUGCGAACCCCCCAGAGUCUGCGCAAACCGAUAUUUCGCUCUCACAAUACCUUGCUAUCCAGGAAAAGGGCGUGUCCGCCUGGGAGUUUGAGCCCGAGCUGGAAAUUGCAAAUUGCUUCGUCCAGGCCCGAACCGAGAUUGAGUUUUUCGAUUCCGAGUGCACCGUCAUGAGCAACCUGCCCGUGCCCAAGCAAAACGACGUCUACUACUGGGAGGCCAAGGUCUACGAAAAGCCCGAGAACACGCUUGUUGCUAUUGGUAUGGCCACCAAGCCAUACCCUCUCUUUAGACUGCCUGGCUUCCACAAGUACUCCGUUGCCUACCAUUCAAACGGCUCACGACACUACAACCAACCAUUCAGCCGAACCCCGUAUGGCCCCCAGAUUGUUACUGGUGAUGUUAUCGGUGUUGGCUACAGACCGCGAACGGGCGUCAUCUUCUUCACACGAAACGGCAAGAAGCUCGAGGAAGUGGUUCAUGGCUUAAAAUCUCAAAACUUCUUCCCGGCCAUCGGAGCCAACGGGCCCGCGACAGUUCACGUCAACUUUGGUCAGUCUGGUUUCGUCUUCAUCGAGGCAAAUGUCAAGAAAUGGGGCCUGGCCCCUGUCACUGGCAGCCUGGCUCCCCCGCCCCCGUACGGCUCUGAGCAAGGCAGCAUUCUUCUGGAAACCGGUACCAAGGAUGGCUUUACCUCUGCGCAAGGCCGGGCUCAUCGACACUCUGUCAGCGGCACGCCAUACAGCGUUAGAGUUGGCGAGAAUGAUCUCAACGUACAGCACGGACGAUCACGCAGCGGAAAUUUCAGGGUUCUCCCUCCCACCAGCCCCGGUCCUGUCAGGAGUCCAACCGACAUCUCGCUUGCCCAGCUCGUGCCAUCCGAUGAAGGUGGUGAGGCUAGCAGCAGCACACACCCUGCGCACGAACAGCAUUUCGACGGCAACCCGCUUCAGCUCCACCUCGAGGACGCUACCAACCCGCCGCCCGAUUAUUCAAGUCCAACCUAUACCCAGAAUCGCAACCGCCGAUACAGCACGGACAGCGAGGAUGAAAACGCUCCUCUCAUCCAUGUCGUGACUCGCAGCAGGGGUGAAUCUUCGGCAACAAUCCGGCCUGCAGGACAUGGCCAACCCGCCCCGCCCCAAGAUCCUGUCCCGAGUUACAGCGACGCGAUACAACAGGGGGCGAGCCCAAUUCGACGUGAACGAAGCAAUAGCUCUGAGUCCGAAGCCUCGGUCCAAAGUUCGGAGAGCGGGUCCUCAUCUAGCUGAAAUAGUCUGUUAAGAGACAGCCUACGCAACCCACUUGGCAAACGAAUUCACGAAAACAAACCGAACGUCUAGACCCUGCAGAAGAGUCAUCAAAUCGACCCGGUUCACCAAUUUACAUCAUAAGCAAGGAGUCAAGGGUUGAACUGAACAUAUGGAGCCAGGCUACUCAACAAUGGCACUUGCUAUACACACACGCAUGCCAUCACAUUCACAAAUACACACUUUUUGCACACUGUUACAUAUCUCGCACGGGCGCCUUGGAGUUUGAAUAGCAUUGGGAUCUACCGUCACGACGGAUACACAUCGUUUGGGGCUUUUUUUUUGUCUUGAUUGUUUAUUUUAUAUGUGUUAGCAGCCCUCAACCUCUCUCCGCACCUUAGAACAG